AACUUGUGCUCUUUUCAGCAAACAGAAGGAGUGGUGAUAACAUUGAAUCCGAUUAUCAAAACCGAUAAAACGGAUUUGCAAAAGAUGUGCGCAAUGUACAGGCAUGCACUGAGAUGUAUAGGACCUGUCGCAUAUACUGAGUGCCGCAAAUCACAUCCAAUAUUGGCGGAAAUUGAUGCGAUUUAUGGUUACGUUUGUGGUACGAAACAACGAAUUUUUGAGACACAUCUGGAUUGUAUACAAAAAUUACACAUUGAAAGUUAUCGUCUGGCCGUUUGUGAGGAUUCAACACAUCGAGCAAUGAGAUUCAUUGAUGCAUCAGCAUCCGAUGUCGUUGAGAAACAGGUUAUUUCGCACCUCGUCCCCCGUGUAUUGUUGCAGAAACAAAAAUGUGAGGCGUUGAAUUGGAUGAUGCGAUGUGAAAAAUCGACAAUUCUAAAGCGAUGCUCCCUUGAAGCAAGCAUUGUCAACGACGAAUCAUUAAUAAGCGCAUCACAAUAUAUAUCACCGGGCAAAACGUUGGAGUUGGACGUUAGAAGUCACGAGAAAGAAACAAGCAUCGCAUAUCAGGUGGCAUACGGCUAUAAGAAGCAUGAGCUGAGAAGACUGUGUGCCGACUAUAACAACGCAUUGAAGAACACAAAAUCAGUCGUGAAACGGAAUUGCAUUCGUCGAUUUGCAACAUAUAACAUUGUGAGAAACGAAAUUAACGAUUCAUCUCAAAUUUACACCUCAAAUUAUUUAAAUAUUGUAUUUAUGCAUUCUGCGUAUGCACUAGCGUUUUUAGCUGAAGAACGAACUGCAUAUGUUGGCCCUUCUAAACAAAGGGAUCAUUCAUUUAAUCCGAUUUUGCAUUUGCAGGUUUACUUCCAACUGAAUUAUCCAUGUGGACACGGCACAAGUGAGAACUUUUUCCGGCAUUUCAACUGCCUUAGUAAGGUGCGACAAGACGAAAAGAUUGUUAAAUGUGAGAAGAAUGCGGCAAGGGCAUUAGACGAUCCCAGCAAUGAACCUUGUGACGCUUAUUCCAUCCUCAGCGAAUGCAUGUACGAUACUGUCGUAAAUAAGUGUGGUUACGACGCAUGGGAAAUAGACUAUCAAUAUUUGUCACACUUAGUCGGUAAUACAGUACCAAAUUGUCGGAUGAAACGUAUCGUUCGGAAUGAUCAUUCUAAACCGACACGAGCGGCAUGA
Molecule: messenger RNA, 1194 nt
Organism: Anisakis simplex (herring worm)
Lineage: Eukaryota; Metazoa; Nematoda; Chromadorea; Rhabditida; Anisakidae
Source: the annotation of a GenBank genome assembly